AUAAAUUUCUUAAUUUUUGAAAACAUCGCAUAUACUUUACCGUCUUUAGGUUUCGAGUCUCUAGCAGCGCUGGUAAGCAAAGAUGACAUCUGUGAAAUGAGAUUCAAGCACUAAAUUGUCACUAAACGCAAAACGAGAUAAUCAGCUGGUCAAAAACGUCUUCGGAAAUGCCUUGUACAUCAAAAUAUCGGAAAGAAAAAUACAAAACAAAAGUGCUUUGAUAAGUCGUUGUUGUAGCUAUAUUUUCGCUGCUCAACGUGUUUACAUUAUUAAUCUGGAGUCAAGUUUCAUCGCGUCAGUAAUUUAGUAUUUGCUUUGCCAGUGGAAGACAGCUUCGUCGUUGCAUAAAACGCAGUGCCUGUGGUAGCGGACUGGACGUAGGAGUAUUGUGCUUGUUUAGACAGUUUAUCUUAUCAGCAGAAAUAAGAGUAGUUUCAGUCGAGCAACCCGAGAACCCAAACCAGCUUCAAUAUGAUUCCCAAUAAAAAGAACUGAUAUUCACUCCAUGGCAGCUCGGGCAGAAGCAUCUCUUCUAGUGUUGUGUUUGUUUUGAAGCUGUGAUUUAUUAUUUUGUUUUUCUGUGUGGGUCCAUCGAGAGUAUACAGCGUUGUUGGAUAAGGAAGACACCAACCUGCGAAGUUCCCGACAUUCGUUUUUCUAUCCGAUUCAUGGCUAUUUCUAUGAACAAGACCCGUUUUCGUCGUAGAUUGGCUGCGAUAUCGUUUUUGUCCAACAUUUCACUGGACGGCACCCAUAGAGACACGAAGUUAGGCCCGCUACACGGUUCCGGUGCGGGUGCAGGAUUAACACACUCGAAUCUAAACAACAACAAUGUUGCUGGUGCGCACAGAGCAAACUUCGAUGAUUCGUCGGAGGACAACAUUGACGCACCUGGGACGGGUGCAGAUGGGGACGGGUAUUCGGGCAAUUUUGAACACUUUGAGUCCAACUUGAUCGAGCAGCCGGCUGCCGUAUCGGAUGGAUUUGUAGCACCAGGUGGUGGUGCCUCGAGGCGCAUACGUGCCCGAACCGGUACAUUCGGAAAGACUUCCGAUAGAACUGCGGUACAACGCAUCGACGGCGAAGGUAAUGUCAUCUUUACAAAGGUCGCAUCGACGCCGCUGAAGGAUAGAGAAAAUGUAAACCCUAAUGAGGCGAUACAUCAGUAUUAUCCAGCGGACAAACGGGCCCGCGCAAACUCCACAUCGCUUCGAGCAGGAGCGUCCGGAGUAAAGCGUGCAUUGCUAGGAAACACUAGUGGUGAUGAGAAACGAGCAACGGAACUACCGAGUAACAGUAGCACGGAAAGUCUCAUUCAAGGACGACGCAACGUUUUGAUUAAUGAUCCGACCUCACGUGAUGUGAGAUAUCUCACACAGGAAGCGAGUCGAAAGCACAACUUUCGAGAUGAUCGUGUCGUUUUGUUGUCAAGACGCACGCCGUGUUUCUUGUUCUCGGUACUGCCCCACAGCAAGGGUAAAACAUCCAAAGGUGAUUUCCGACGUGAGGGAAGACGACGCAAUCCGUCAGGAACGCGACCCUUGUCAUCCAUUAAUGAUUCACCUUUUGAUGCAUUUCGUUUGCUGGGCAUAGAGCGAGGCGGCGAACCUGGGCAAGAGAUGUCGUAUGGUCAUCUGCUGAUCCCUUCCAGGCAAUACCAUCGUGAGAAAAAACACGAGAAAAAUUCGCGCGGUGGGGGUGGUGGUGGCUUUGAGAUUACAAAUUUUGCUUCGCUGGAAAACCAUGCCGCUGCUCGGUACUAUAGCUAUGACGCCAGUAAUCGGAACGCAACAGCGAGUCCGUCGCAAAAUUUGAGCAGUCUAGACGGUGCUGGCAAAGGAGGGGAAGCUGAAGAAGGUUACACUUCAAUCUCGGGAGUCCCCUACUCGCCUAAUAUUUUGGAUGAUCCGGAAUUGAGCGCUGGAAAACAUCGCACUCUGUUGACAUUCACAUCAUACAUGACGUCGGUGAUCGAUUACGUGCGACCGUCGGAUUUGAAGAAGGAACUCAAUGAUAAGUUUCGCGAGAAGUUUCCUCACAUUCAAUUAACUCUAAGCAAACUGAGAAGCAUCAAGCGUGAAAUGAAACGCAUCAACAAGAUGGACGCUCGCAUCGACUUCCUCACUAUCUCCCAAGCGUAUGUUUACUUCGAGAAGCUAAUAUUGUCCAACAUGAUCAACAAAGAGAACCGUAAGCUGUGUGCGGGAGCUUGUCUGCUGCUGAGUGCGAAGUUGAACGACGUCAAAGGCGAGGUGUUGAAGAGUCUCAUGGAGAAAACAGAGAGUGUCUUUCGUUUAAGUCACAAGGAGUUGAUUGCUUCCGAAUUCGCCGUGCUUGUUGCGCUCGAAUUUAGUUUACACGUUCCAACCAGUGAAAUCCAUCCACAUUACCAACGUUUACUGUACGAAACAUAAGAGUUUUUUUUACAUUUCAUCAUAUGUUUUCUUCAUUCAGGGAUUUGAUUUUCCACGAUUUGUUUUUGUUUUCAUUUCGGAUGAAUUUUUAUAUUAGAAUAAACAUUUUUUGCUUUUAUUUUGUUACUCAGUUCAAAGCGCAGUUUGAAAAUUCAAAAAAUGGUCGAAACACAAAACGACUAUACUCAGCUAGUUUGAUAAACAUGCUUAGCGUGCUUAAGCUUUAUUGACAACUCAAUAAUAAACUAUAAAUAACAAAA
This is a messenger RNA of Toxorhynchites rutilus septentrionalis, 2674 nucleotides long. RefSeq names its product CDK5 and ABL1 enzyme substrate 2. The record is from RefSeq and is a predicted model, not a curated record. Gene Ontology annotation, biological process: regulation of cell cycle. Lineage: Eukaryota; Metazoa; Arthropoda; Insecta; Diptera; Culicidae. The transcript is spliced from 5 exons. Bases 669 to 2414 code for a protein of 581 amino acids.